AUGAACGCCCCGAUCACUUCUCCCACUAUGGCCCAGCGCCAACUACCAUCCACAACGGCUGUAACGGGUACAAUGACACAAGGCUUUGCACCACCUCCUCCGCCAGUUCAGAAGACGCCUGGCACAGAUGCCUUCAUCCAGAACCUGAACUUAGUCGCAGAGGCUGCGAAACGUGCACAGAUGGCGGUGCUGAUGAGAGAUCUAGAGGGCAUUGCCAUCUCGUGA
This is a messenger RNA of Daldinia childiae, 225 nucleotides long. Its product is annotated as putative thiol methyltransferase protein. NCBI's taxonomy places the organism in Eukaryota, Fungi, Ascomycota, Sordariomycetes, Xylariales, Hypoxylaceae. The coding region runs from base 1 to 225 and encodes 74 amino acids. The transcript has a single exon. The record is from RefSeq and is a predicted model, not a curated record.